UCCCUAUCUCCCAUUCAUCUUCCUCCAUAGCUCCACCGCCUAUAGUUCCAGUUCCAGUUCCACCAACUAUAGCUCUAGUGCCACCACCUAGUCCAGUUCCACCAACUAUAGCUCCAGUGCCACCACCUAGUCCAGUUCAACCUUCUACAGCUCCACCACUCCUAACUUAUCAUUGUCGUCCGCCUCCAGCAUCAGGCCCAACUGAUUCACGUCCUGCACCUAACCCUGCUAAUAUUGCGAACUUACCUCCUCUUAAUCAACCGAUUGUACUACGAAAAGUGUUCCAUAAGAGAACUAAACACAUCGAGAUUGACUCUCACUUUGUUAGAGAAAAGAUACUCUCGGGAGAUAUUGCUACAAAAUUUGUGAAGUCGAACGAUCAGCUUGCUGAUAUUUUCACCAAUCUAUCAACACCAGAUCAAGAUCCUGCAAGUCAUUUUUCAAGUUUUGAACAUUCUGGUGCUGUGAAGUUAGGUGAUCCAGAGCAUUCGCCAUGUAUUAGGAGGGGAUCGGCUGGUGUUAUUGGGUCUAUGAUGCUUUUGAAAUCUUACCAGAACAUGCAUGCUCCAUUUACACAGGAUUCACCACUGAUGACUGAAGACAUGCAUGAAGAACGUCUACAAGCUAUUGAGGCCCUUGGUGAUUCUUCUAGAUUUUCCGCCCAACUAGAGAAAGACAUUUUGUCAUCAGAUAUGUCUGCAUUUAAAGCAGCAAAUCCAGAUGCUGUGUUUGAAGAUUUCAUCCGCUGGCAUUCACCCAGGGACUGGGAAAAUGAUGAUAAUAUGGAGAAGGGAGUAUCUCAAAUUAAUGCAGUGGUAGAGUCAACAUAUGAUUGGCCACCUCGUGGAAAACUAUCGGAAAGAAUGUCUGAGCAUGGGAAUUUAUGGAGAAAGAUAUGGAACGAGGCACCUCCAUUGUCAGCUUCUGAGCAGAAGCCCCUUCUGGAUCCAAAUCAAGAAGGAGAAAAGGUUCUUCAUUAUUUGGAAACACUGCGGCCAUAUCAGUUGUUGGAACAAAUGGUUUCUACUGCUUUUAGAGCAACAGCUGACACACUAAAUAAAACGUCAUUUGGAGGUCUAAAGCAGAUGACCACCAGAAUUGAACAACUUUACCUCACCAUGUCAACGACUCUCAGAUGCUUGCAAACAAAUAGCAUUUCUGUUGAUGCUGAAGAUAUUAAAGACCUGAAGCGGCUCUGUACAACUUUUGCACAUGUCGAGAAUUUGAUAACACUUGCUGCAUCUCUUCAUCGCAAGUUCAUGCAAGCACCACGUCUAUCAGAAUCAAUCUUCAAUGACUACGAUAACUUCCAUGUACCAAAACUUGGAACAGUCUCAAUUGGUCGUGAUGUGCAAAAGGUUUUCAAUAAUGAACAAGAAGUUAGGCAAGGAGAGAGAGAAGUAAUUGCAAGCAUGUUCACCCCUCCUACUGCAAAUCAAUUAUGGAGGAAAGUAUUAAGCAUGGGAAAUCUUCUCAAUGGCCAUGAACCAGCGUCGAGAGAGAUCAUAUUUACCAAACGUGAUCACCUUUGCGAAAAUUACUAUGUUGGUCAUGCUCCGAGGGGUUAUCAACAAGAAUUUGAAACAUACAGAAUGUACAUAUGCGGAACCUCAAAUGAUCUGGGUGUGGCACUAGCAGUUACCUCUUGUGACUAGUUUUGUCAUCACAGGACUAAGGUAAAUUUAUUGUCAUUUCUCUUGGUAGUACAUAUCUGUCCGUUCUUUUAUUCGUGUUCCAUUGAUAUGCCAUGCGUUUGAAUUUUCUAAUUUGUUUGAGUAGGCUCUUGAUUAUCACAUCUUUUCACCCUUUCCUUAUUAACCUAAGGAGUUUUUUCUUUUUUCUUUUUGCCGUGUCGUUUUUCUUCAAUUUUCUAGCAAAUGGCAUGUCGCAAUAAGUUACCAUUCUAUUUUUUUUUCAGUUCACAGUGACUACUAUGCAAAGGGUUCUUUAUACAAAUAGUCGGUCGGAUUCACUUU
Messenger RNA from Nicotiana tabacum (common tobacco), 1976 nucleotides. Lineage: Eukaryota; Viridiplantae; Streptophyta; Magnoliopsida; Solanales; Solanaceae. The record is from RefSeq and is a predicted model, not a curated record.